This is a messenger RNA of Fulvia fulva, 1200 nucleotides long. RefSeq lists its product as uncharacterized. Gene Ontology annotation, biological process: carbohydrate metabolic process. The record is from RefSeq and is a predicted model, not a curated record. Lineage: Eukaryota; Fungi; Ascomycota; Dothideomycetes; Mycosphaerellales; Mycosphaerellaceae. The transcript has 3 exons. The coding region runs from base 1 to 1200 and encodes 399 amino acids.
AUGGUUGCAACUAUGCGGAUCCUGUUCACCGUCGUUGAAUUACAUACAGCAUUCACCCUAGCACACCAGCUACAAUGUCCCGAAAACAUCCGAGGUCUAGCUUCCCAAAUGCUCAACAGUAACAUCGCCCGAGGCCAAGGUAUAGGACAAAGCGGCGCAUCAACAUCAUACAUCGAGCUGGGCAUCUUCUACAACGCCACCGAGCAGGCCGAAUGGUCCACCUAUCUCCAGAAGAGCCUGUCAGGGGCAGUACCUCUCCUCCCCAACGCCACUGCCAACGCUGGACUCCCACUCGACCGCUUCUCAAUCGGCACCGCCCUGGCCAUCGCCGGAAAUGACUCCUACGCACCCACCAUCAAAUCCCUCCAGGACUCGGUGGCACUACAGCCUCGCAAUGCAGACAACAGCCUCUGGUACUACAACAACCGCGCCAACCUUAGCGCGUAUCAUAACUUAUCAUAUGCUGAUGGGAUGUACUCGUAUCCUUCCUUUGCCAUCGUGUCUUCUUUCGAGAACUCCACGGACUGCGAGGACGACUCCAAAGUUGGAGCUGCGGCAGCUCUCGAGCAGGUCAAACUCAUUUACGACGUCUGCAAGCGUUCCGAUGGCUUGGUGGUUCAUGGUUACGAUGCGAGUAAAGCGCAUUCAUGGGCGGACCCGGAGAGUGGUGCGAGUCCGCUUGUUUGGGGGAGGGCGUUGGGGUGGUUCACGAUUGGGGUGUUGAGGUCACUCUCCCUACUCAGCCAAGAGAGUCGGGCUUUUGGAGGGCUGAAAGAGAUCUUCAACGAGGUCGUUCGGGCGCAGAUCGAUGCUAGCGAGCGGAGUGUGAAUGUGACCGGCUCAUAUGGAGUAUGGCAGGUUGUGGAUCAGCCGGGCGAGAAGGGAAACUUCAUCGAGGCGAGUGCUAGUGCUAUGACUGUGUAUGCGCUUUUGAAGGGAGCAAGGACGGAUCUGAUCGAGGACCAAGCAUUUCGCGAGAAAGCUGUGAAUACUGGUCUUGGGAUCUAUCAAACCCUGAUCAGUGACUUUUUUAUCGAGAAUGGUAACGGGACGCUGAGUUACAAUGGAACCAGCUCAGUCGCGAGCUUGAGUGGGGAUGUCAACUUUGAGUACUACACCACUCGCCCAACAGUUUUGAACAGUCUGAUCGGGACAUCUGCAUUCACCCUUGCAGCGCUGGAAGUCGAGAAAGUAUGCUAG